AUGGCCACCAUUUCUGCUUGCACUGCAACCUCGUCUCUUGCACGUGCCGCCCUUGUGCAGAAGGCAUCCGUCGCAAGGCAUUCAUCCGUUCUUGGGUUGCCAUCAAUGGCAAAGGUGGGAAAAGUGAGAUGCUUGAUGGAGGAAAAGCCUCAAGAGAGUGACUCAAAGUUAGGCAUGGGAGCAUCUUUGAUGGCUGCUGCUGCCUGCGCUGCCACCAUCUCCGGCCCGGCCAUGGCUCUGGUGGAUGAUAGAAUGAGCACGGAGGGAACUGGGCUCCCUUUUGGCUUGAGCAAUAAUCUCCUUGGUUGGAUCCUUUUGGGUGUGUUCGCUUUGAUUUGGUCUCUCUAUACUGUCUAUACCUCCACUCUUGAAGAAGAUGAAGAAUCUGGGCCAUCUGUUGCUACAAUAAAGGAUGCUAAUGUGAGCACCGUACAUGACAUGCUCUACUAG
Fraxinus pennsylvanica is the source of this 450-nucleotide messenger RNA. The record is from the annotation of a GenBank genome assembly. Lineage: Eukaryota; Viridiplantae; Streptophyta; Magnoliopsida; Lamiales; Oleaceae.